AUGAAUUCACCUCAACUGCCAUGGAUUGUUCAGAAAUACGGAGGAACCAGUGUAGGCAAAUUUCUGAAUGAAAUUGCGGAUACGAUUAUACCGAAAUAUUUAAAAACAAAUAGAGUCGCCAUUGUUUGCUCAGCAAGAAGUGGAGUCACGAAAGAAAAAGGAACGACAAACAGAUUAUUACGAGCAGCAAAAGAAGCUAUCACGGAAGGGUCAAAAGAGCACUUGAAUAUUGUAAAAGAAAUAAGAGAUGAUCACAUUAAUGCAGCUAGAUCGGUCAUUAAAAACCCAGAGAUAUUAUCGGCCCUUGAAGAUCAAUUAGAAAAAGAUUGUCUAAAGUUGAAAUCCUUUUUGGAAGCAGCAGAGAUAAUUGAAGAAAUAUCUUCAAGAUCAAAAGAUAUCAUUGUUGGCAUGGGCGAAAAACUGUCAUGUACCAUUAUCGCGGCUGUAUUAAAAGACAGGGGAAUAGAUAGUCAACUAGUAGUUCUAAGUAAUAUAAUCAAUCAAGAGUUCACAACCCUAGAUCAAUCAUUUUACGACUAUGUGGCUGGUCGAUUAAAAGAGAUCAUACAUGAUUGUGGAAAUCGGGUGCCAGUCUUGACAGGAUUCUUUGGUUAUGUACCUGGAAGUUUGUUGAAUAGCAUUGGUAGAGGAUAUACAGAUCUCUGUGCAGCAUUAGCCGCUGUUGGUCUACAAUCACAGGAACUUCAGAUUUGGAAAGAAGUAGACGGUAUCUUCACAGCCGAUCCACGAAAGAUAAAUACAGCAAGACUAUUACCCAUUAUCACUCCCGAAGAAGCAGCAGAGUUGACCUAUUACGGAUCAGAAGUUAUCCAUCCGUUUACCAUGGAACAAGUCAUUAGAGCAGAAAUUCCCAUUCGUAUAAAAAAUGUCGAAAAUCCCUCAGGUGUAGGAUCCAUCAUAUUCCCCGACAGCCUCAAGAGAAACGGUUCUGCUACGCCUCCGCCUUCACCCGAAGUUUUAGCUCAGAAUGGCUAUCAUAAGGACUUGUCAAGGAAGCGGCCUGCCGCAGUCACUGUCAAAGACAAGAUUUGUGUCUUGAACAUACAGUCAAACCGUAAAAACGUAAGCCAUGGGUUCCUUGCAAAGAUAUUCACCAUUCUGGAUGAGCAUAAUAUUGUCGUUGACUUGAUUUCUACUUCACAAAUAAAUGUCUCCAUGGCCCUAUCCAUAGAUGCCACUGAGAAUAGCUUGAGUAGAGCCCUAGUGGAAUUAGAAAGAUUAGGAACAGUCGAUGUUAUCCGAGAUAUGGCCAUUGUGUCGCUUGUAGGCAAACAGAUGAAGAAUAUGAUCGGUAUAGCCGGUGAAAUGUUCUCUUCAGUGGCGGAAGCUGGAGUUAGUUUAGAAAUGAUUUCACAAGGUGCAUCAGAAAUUAACAUCUCUUGUGUUGUAAAAGAAAAGCAUGCAUUAAGUGCACUUAAAGCCAUACACCAAAAACUGCUUGAUGCAGACCCUAAUUUAGACACUGUAUAA
Rhizopus microsporus ATCC 52813 is the source of this 1491-nucleotide messenger RNA. Its product is annotated as aspartate kinase. The record is from RefSeq and is a predicted model, not a curated record. Gene Ontology annotation, molecular function: aspartate kinase activity. The coding region runs from base 1 to 1491 and encodes 496 amino acids. NCBI's taxonomy places the organism in Eukaryota, Fungi, Mucoromycota, Mucoromycetes, Mucorales, Rhizopodaceae. The transcript is spliced from 7 exons.